Molecule: messenger RNA, 1195 nt
Organism: Alligator sinensis (Chinese alligator)
Lineage: Eukaryota; Metazoa; Chordata; Crocodylia; Alligatoridae
Gene: TMEM221
Product: transmembrane protein 221
Exons: 3
Source: RefSeq, a predicted model, not a curated record
ACAAGAACGGCCAUUCAUUGAGCUCUCCUGGUCUCUGGAGCAAUGAAUACUUUCUGCCGAGGUGGGCUGGGGCAGACCGAAAGGGACGGCGUGUGCGGGCAGGAGCAGCGCGGCCUCGCCGGCUGGAGCGAGCUGAACGGUCAGAGCGGGAGGGUUCAGCUGCUCUUGUGCGGAGCACGAAAUGGGGACGGAGAAAGGAGCAGGGCCUGGGAUACGUGCACACGUGAGGCAGAGCUCUUGCAGGACGCGCCUGGAGACACAGGGCCCGGGCUCCGAGCCAUGCAGAGACACUGAACCCAGAGGAUGAAAGUACACGGGACCUUGCCUGACUCACUGAGGCUCUUCCCUCUCCAGGGGUUUGCUAAAGGAAGGAGAGACCGGUGCCCUCACGUGGCCUCCCCGCUCCUGCCUCUCCGCUCCUUGAAAUCGCCAUUCAAAAGCCUUGAAACUUGCCCGCCUCUGAAAACCUGAGCUGGUAAAACAGGACCCCGUCCCAGGCGGAGACGGAGCGUCCCCAUGCAGCAAGGCCGGCCGGGACCCCAAGGCACAGAUAAAAACGUGGCCCGGUUUCAUGGAAGCGUUUGGUUUCCGUGGCUCGGUGACGUCUCCACUGGACUCCCUGUGCUCCAAAUGCUUUUGUUGCGUUUCAAAGCCGUCUCGAGCUGGGAAGCUGGAGCACGAACACAGGCGGGUUGGAAGGAAAGACCGUGACAGCUCAGAAAGGGCCGACUGGUUCCUCCUGGACAGCCGGACCGUUCGCCACGUGGCCGUCGGCUUGUUCUGCUGUGGAGUCUCCAUCUACUUAACAGCUCUCGCCAUCUACAUGCUGCUGCUCUUUGAGAUGGAGACGGGCAUCACCGGCGCCUGCAUCCUGUCCUCGGGCAUCCUCGUCCUGCUCAUCACGGUGACGCACGCCCUGGUCCGGGCCAAGCAGGUGGCGCGGCGUGGCCGGACCCAGCUUUCCCACACCCUGUACGAGAACGACUCUGCCCAGCACGGCGAGGCUCCUGCCCGCCACCUCAACAACAGCAAGAAUGUGGCCGUGCCCCGGCCCCGGCCGGAGAUCCACCGGGAGUUUUCCUACCCACCGUUCCUGGAGCGGAAGGCGCCCCUUGCCUCGCCAGCCAGCAGCACCGUCAGCUCGGCAGGGAGCCCCGGGGCCCUGCCCGAAAGGAGCCGCAAGCCGCCCACGACC